Molecule: messenger RNA, 1594 nt
Organism: Suillus plorans
Lineage: Eukaryota; Fungi; Basidiomycota; Agaricomycetes; Boletales; Suillaceae
Product: ergosterol biosynthesis ERG4/ERG24
Exons: 10
Coding region: 36-1469 (477 amino acids)
Biological process (GO): ergosterol biosynthetic process
Cellular component (GO): endoplasmic reticulum membrane
Molecular function (GO): Delta24(24-1) sterol reductase activity
Source: RefSeq, a predicted model, not a curated record
CUUUGAGACUUGCACGUUCUGUCUCGUUUUGCAAAAUGGUUCAGUCUUACGGCGGCACAGGGAACGAGUUGAGACAGCGCAGUGUCGACGCGUCUGCAAAGUCACUGACGACUACUGAUGAGGGCCGUAAAGUGGACCAAUUGCUCGACGAGCAUCAGACGUAUGAAUUCGGUGGACCUGCAGGAGUAACUGCAAUGAUGCUUGGCUUCCCCAUGCUCAUGUAUUAUCUCUGGAUAUGCUUGUGGUUUUAUGACGGUAAACUUGUGUACCCUGCAUCAUUUGAGGACACUGUUCCGUUCCUUGGGAGGAUGUGGGCACACAUUCGCGAUGACGCAAGCCCCAAUGCAUACGCUUGGAAAGUCUAUACCGGUCUCGUGAUCUAUCAGCUCUUCCUAGCAUUGGUCAUGCCAGGGUACCAACAAGAAGGACUUCCUGUACCUUCUCUUGGGUAUAAGACCCUCAUGUAUAACUGCAAUGCGCUCUACUCUCUCUACGCAACUAUGCUGACUGCUGCUGCUCUGCACUACUACCACAUUUUCCGUCUCACCGAAAUUAUCGACAAUUAUGGCCACAUCAUGUCCGUCGCCAUGAUUUACGGUUUCGCUGUGUCCUUUGGUAUGUAUUUCAUUACAGUUGCAGCCGGAAACGAGAUCCGCAUGUCUGGGAACUUCAUCUAUGACGUCUUCAUGGGUGCUUGUUUGAAUCCCCGUAUCGGCUCUGUUGAUCUGAAGAUGUGGGCUGAGGUUCGGAUUCCUUGGGUAAUUGUCUUCUUUUUGGCCGUGUCCGGAGGCUGCCACCAGUAUGAACAAUAUGGUUAUGUCACCCCUAACAUGGCAUUCAUGAUUCUGGCAACAUGGCUCUACCUUAAUGCAUGCGCGAAGGGCGAAGAGUGUAUCCCCCAAACGUGGGAUAUGUAUCAUGAGAAAUGGGGUUUCAUGGUCAUCUUCUGGAACUUUGCCGGCGUUCCCUUCACUUACGUGUACUCUGUGGUAUACAUGGCUUCGCACGAUCCCUCUAACUAUCAAUUCUCUACACCUACAUACGUCGUUCUUUUCACCAUUCUACUGACAGCAUACUACAUUUGGGACACCUCAAUGUCUCAAAAGAGUCGCUUCAAAAUGCAAACACAGGGCAUCACAACUUUCCGCAACACAUUCCCGCAGCUUCCGGGGGGAACCCUCAAGAAGCCUGAGUUUAUCCAGACAGCUCAUGGAAACCGCCUCCUCAUCAGUGGGUGGUGGAGAUACUCUCGCAAACCUAACUAUGUCGCCGACUGGACCAUGAGCUUCUGCUGGGGUGUUGUUAUCGGGAGUGCAACCAUCAUUCCUUACUUUUACUCGGUUUUCUUCAUCACAGUACUCAUCCAUCGCUGCGGGCGUGACUUUGAACGCUGCUCGAUCAAGUACGGUAAGGACUGGGAGCGUUAUUGUUCUAUCGUUAAAUAUAAAUUCAUACCCGGAAUCUACUGAUCUAGCAAGCUUUCGUAUAUUUAUACCCGUUUUUACCAUGUAGGUUUCUUGUAACAUACUUUGGAUCAUGAUACCCUAAACCUUCUUGUGGCAAUUUGAUUUGUUGCAUAUUCGAUGACAAAUAG